Messenger RNA from Gracilinanus agilis (Agile Gracile Mouse Opossum), 2862 nucleotides. It is a transcript of the gene PFKM, whose product is annotated as phosphofructokinase, muscle. The transcript is spliced from 23 exons. Lineage: Eukaryota; Metazoa; Chordata; Mammalia; Didelphimorphia; Didelphidae. Gene Ontology annotation, cellular component: membrane; 6-phosphofructokinase complex; cytoplasm. The coding region runs from base 139 to 2487 and encodes 782 amino acids. Gene Ontology annotation, molecular function: ATP binding; AMP binding; identical protein binding. Gene Ontology annotation, biological process: fructose 1,6-bisphosphate metabolic process; canonical glycolysis; fructose 6-phosphate metabolic process. The record is from RefSeq and is a predicted model, not a curated record.
AGGAGAAAGUCUGGGUUCCUUCUCCCUCCCCUUUUGCUUCCACCUGGCUCCGCCCCAACUUCACCACGCUCCCUUCCCCCCAAGGACGGUCAGAAGGGAAGCAGUCGCCCGGGAAAGCUGCAGACUACAGGGUGGAUCAUGAAGCAAGAUGAACAUCUUCAGGCCAAGACUCUGGGGAUUGGCAAAGCCAUUGCUGUGCUCACCUCUGGGGGAGAUGCCCAAGGUAUGAAUGCUGCUGUCCGAGCUGUGGUGCGUGUUGGGAUCUAUACUGGAGCAAAGGUUUUCUUUGUCCAUGAGGGUUAUCAAGGUCUGGUGGAUGGAGGAGAUAACAUCAAGGAGGCUGACUGGGAAAGUGUUUCCAUGAUCGUACAGCUGGGAGGCACAGUGAUAGGCAGUGCCCGGUGCAAAGAUUUCCUAGAACGUCCAGGCAGACUUCAAGCUGCCUGCAACCUUGUGAAACUUGGGAUCACCAAUCUAUGUGUCAUCGGAGGUGAUGGCAGCCUGACUGGAGCAGAUACUUUCCGGGCUGAAUGGAGUAGCCUGUUGGAUGAGUUACAGAAAAAUGGCAAAAUCACAGCAGAAGAGGCCGAACGGUCCAGCUACCUGAAUAUUGUGGGUUUGGUUGGCUCCAUUGACAAUGACUUCUGUGGCACAGACAUGACCAUUGGUACUGAUUCUGCCCUACACCGUAUUAUAGAGAUUGUGGAUGCCAUCACCACCACGGCCCAAAGUCACCAGAGGACUUUUGUAUUGGAGGUGAUGGGACGGCAUUGUGGAUAUCUUGCCCUGAUCACCUCUAUUGCCUGUGGUGCUGACUGGGUUUUUGUUCCCGAGUGUCCACCAGAUGAUGAUUGGGAGGAUCACCUUUGCCGCCGGCUCACUGAGACAAGGUGCCGGGGUUCCCGUCUCAACAUCAUCAUUGUGGCAGAAGGAGCAAUUGACAAGCAAGGGAAACCCAUCACUUCUGAGAGCAUCAAGAAUCUGGUGAUGAAGCGCUUGGGCUAUGAUACACGUGUCACCGUUCUCGGUCACGUGCAACGGGGUGGUACGCCCUCAGCCUUUGACCGAAUUCUGGGUAGCAGAAUGGGGAUGGAGGCUGUGAUGGCAUUAUUGGAGGGAACACCAGACACCCCUGCUUGUGUAGUAACCCUUUCUGGUAACCAGGCUGUGCGACUACCACUCAUGGAAUGUGUCCAGGUGACCAAAGAUGUGACUAAGGCAAUGCAAAAUAAGAAGUUUGAGGAAGCCAUGAAGCUGAGAGGCAGGAGCUUCCAGAACAAUUGGAAUGUAUACAAGAUGCUAGCUCACAUCAAACCUCCAGUGGUCAGCCAGGGUUUGAAUGUAGUGGCUGUGAUGAAUGUAGGAGCCCCAGCUGCAGGUAUGAAUGCAGCUGUUCGUUCUGCUGUGAGAAUUGGGCUCAUCCAGGGCAGCAAAGUGCUGGUUAUACAUGACGGCUUCGAGGGGCUGGCCAAGGGUCAGAUUGAAGAAGUUGGCUGGACCUAUGUUGGAGGCUGGACUGGGCAAGGUGGCUCUAAACUUGGAACCAAGAGGACUCUGCCUAAGAAGCUCUUUAAGGAGAUUGGUGCUAACAUCACCAGAUUUAAAAUCCAAGGCCUGGUCAUCAUUGGAGGCUUUGAGGCUUACACGGGGGCUCUGGAAUUGAUGGAGGGCCGAGGACAGUUCGAGGAGCUCUGUAUCCCAUAUGUAGUCAUUCCUGCUACUGUCUCCAACAAUGUCCCUGGUUCUGACUUCAGCAUUGGGGCUGAUACAGCACUCAAUGCCAUCUGCAUGACUUGUGACCGACUCAAGCAGUCAGCAGAAGGCACCAAGCGACGUGUGUUCAUCAUUGAGACCAUGGGUGGUUAUUGUGGCUACCUGGCUACCAUGGCAGGGCUAGCAGCUGGGGCUGAUGCUGCUUACAUCUUUGAAGAGCCCUUCAAUAUCCAUGACUUGCAGGCAAAUGUUGAGCAUCUGGUGCAAAAGAUGAAGACAACAGUGAAGCGGGGAUUGAUCGUAAGGAAUGAGAAGUGCAAUGAAAAUUAUACCACUGAUUUUAUCUUCAACCUGUACUCGGAGGAAGGAAAAGGCAUCUUUGAUAGCAGGAAGAAUGUGCUGGGCCACAUGCAGCAGGGUGGAAGUCCAAGUCCAUUUGACAGAAACUUUGCCACUAAGAUGGGAGCCAAGGCUAUGGGCUGGAUAGCAACAAAAAUCAAAGAGAGUACUCGUAAUGGGCGUGUUUUUGCCAAUUCACCUGAUUCAGCAUGUGUACUGGGGAUGCGUAAGAGGGCCUUAGUCUUCCAACCACUGUCUGAUCUAAAAGAAGAAACAGACUUUGAGCACAGGAUCCCCAAGGAGCAAUGGUGGAUGAAGAUUCGGCCUCUCCUCAAAAUUCUGGCCAAAUAUGAUACUGACCUGGACACUACAGAACAUGCCCACUUGGAACAUGUCAUGCGCAUGCGUGUGUCUGUGGAACCUACAAGCCCCUGAGUGGAUAGGGAAAGGAGCUGGAAGUAUUCAGCUCAUUCUCUGGCUAAUCUAUGUCUAGACUCCUUAUCCUUGAAUUCUCAGUGUUUUAGUUCCUCAUUAAAUUUUACCUCAUCCUAUAACUAACUGAAGCCACAAACAAGUGACUCAAUCAAGAGAUAGAGGCAAUGGCAAGUUGGGUAGCUUCUACCCCACUUUUGUCUGUUGCUUCACACAGGUUUCCUUGCCAGAUUUCAAUCACUCGGUUAUCAAUUUCCUAAGAACAAGUUUUAUUUAUUUCCCUGUUUGUAAUAUGAACAAAAUCAUUGUGGUUUCCAUCUUGCUUCUGUUGCAGUGGCAAAUGCUGUAGGUACAGUAAUAAAUGCCAGUGUCAUUGUG